AUGCAAACUUGUGAUGUAGCAAUAAUUGGGAUUGGAAUAAAACUACCAAAAUGUAAUAACCAAGAGGAUUUUUGGAAUAUUUUAAUUAAUAAACAAAAUUGUUCAGUAAGUUUAUCAGAAAGAUUCAAAAAAUUUGAUAUAAAUUAUAUGGAAAAUGACAAUUAUGUUGCCUCUUUGGUGGAGGACAUGGAAUGGGAUAACUUUGAUUCUAACCAAUUUAAUUUAGACUCAAAUAUUGUAAGUUUUUUAGAUCCUCAGCUAAAACAACUUUUAGUUUGUGCAUCAAAUGCAAUUAACGAUGCAAAUCUUAAUAAAGAAAUAAAAGGUAGUAAAACCUCUUGUUAUAUUGGUUCAACAUCAAAUGAAUAUCAAAGCUUCCUUAGAAUUAAUAAAAAACUUAACUACAUUGUAGGGUCUUCAAGCUAUUCAUUAUCAAAUAUGAUAUCAUAUGUUUUUGAUCUCAGGGGUUCAUCAAUUACAAUCAAUUCUGCCUGCUCAUCAUCAUUAAACUGUAUUUCGUUAGGAUAUGAUUCAAUUGUAAAUGGGAACAGUGAAUUAUCAAUAUGUGGUGCUAGCAACUAUAUAUUCGACCCAGAAUACCAUAAAUCAUAUAUUGGUAUGGGGGUUAUAUCAAAGAACCAUGAAUCUAGAUCAUAUAAUGAAAAUGCACAUGGAUUUGUUAGGGGUGAGGGGACUGGUAUAGUUAUAUUAAAAAAACUGGAGCAUGCAAUUAGAGAUAAAAACAAAAUCUAUUCGGUUAUCAAAGGGGCAAAUAGUAAUUCUGAUGGUGCACUAAAUAAAGCAAAACUUGUUUUUCCAUCAAAAGAAUCCCAAAGAGACAAUAUUUUAAAAGCCCUGCUAAAAUCAAAUCUGUCUCCAAAUCAAAUAGACUACUUUGAAGCAAAUGCCCCAGGUUUAUCUUUUUUAGAUCAUGUUGAAAGUGAAGCAAUAUCAAUGGUAUUUGACAGCAAUAAUCAAAACAAUAGAACUUCACCAUUAUUAUUUGGAACUUACAAACCAAAUAUGGGUCAUUUAGAAGGAGCAUCUGGUAUUGGCGGUAUUAUCAAAUGCUGCUUAAUCUUCAAAUACAAAUGCUUUCCUCCUACGUUAACCUUUGAAGGAAAUAUGAACCCAAAUAUAAAAUUGUUCCAUGAUGAAUCUAAAUUUAAAUUAGUAACAGAAAAAACAAAUUUUAACAAAGAAAAUGUUAAUAUUGUUUUAAAUAAUUUUGGUGCCACUGGUUCAAAUGGUUGCGUAGUAUUAUCUAACUAUAACUAA
Dictyostelium purpureum is the source of this 1278-nucleotide messenger RNA. RefSeq lists its product as uncharacterized. The record is from RefSeq and is a predicted model, not a curated record. Gene Ontology annotation, molecular function: 3-oxoacyl-[acyl-carrier-protein] synthase activity. NCBI's taxonomy places the organism in Eukaryota, Evosea, Eumycetozoa, Dictyosteliales, Dictyosteliaceae. The transcript is spliced from 2 exons. Gene Ontology annotation, biological process: fatty acid biosynthetic process. The coding region runs from base 1 to 1278 and encodes 425 amino acids.